AUCCCUGACAACACUGACUCUGCAAAGCAUUUAUUUUCACAUUACUGUUUCCGUUUUAUUCCUAUUAUAAAUCCUAUAGCGAUGUAGAUAAACGCAUAAUGAGGGGAAGAGAGAUACAGUAAUAAAAAAAUGCAGGAUUUGUCAAGUGGAGGAGGACAAUAUACGUCACAUUUGUAUACUGGAUAAACAGUGAAGGGAAAAUACUGGAGCUGCAUGUGCUGUUGUCAUCUGAAUUUCAUCUAAACUAACAUACGUAUAGAGUGGCUCACAUGGCCAACACAGAAAUAUGACAAUCUGUCAACACAAAUCCAUGCUGCAUUGCACACGGAAUGGACUCCAAUGGUGAUGAAAAUCAGGAAUGGACAGAGGACCAGUGGGAGAAAUGUGUAACGUGUAGGCAGGCCGGACCGGCUGAAGACAGGAACGGAUGAGGACGAUGAUGCGAGAACCCAAGUGCAGUUUAUUCAGAAAUCCUAAACGUGAAUUCAAACAAAUGUGAAAGUACAAAAGAAAACCAUGAACCAAAACAAGAACUUGAACAUGAACUAUGACUAGGACUUGACAAGAAUAAACAGGCUGACUCAUGACAUCGGUUUGGAUGAAUUUGAAGAUGAAGAUCUGUCAGAAAUCACAGAAAUCACUGAUGAGUUUGUACUCAGGGGGCGCAGCUGCGACAUCAAGGAUCAUGUGAAGAAGGCACCCAGUGGUGGUCUGCAGGAGAUGGAGGCGGGAGCAGUGGCUCAGAUCCAGUCAGAGGAACAGCCCAUACAUAUCAUUGACGCUGUGGACAGGACUCAGAGAGGGGCCUGUCAACACGACAGCAAAGCACCUGCUAUGGAUUCACCUGCUCUUCCUGUCACCAUGGAUACCUACCGUCCAAAAAGACCCACCACUCUCAACUUAUUCCCGCAGGUACCCCGUACACAGGACACUUUAAACAACAACUCAUUUGCAAAGAAGUUCAGUUGGCAGGAGAAAAUCUCUCAGUCAUCAUCGCCCCUAAAAACAGGAGAGUUGACUCCAUCUCACGAGCACAUCUGUCUAAGCGAUGACGAGAAGCUCCAGCAGAUCAGCAGUGGAAGUCGGGUUCAUUUGAAAGACUGUGGCACCUCAACUGACAAGCCACCCAUCAGUUGCUUCUCCAAAAAGACUCUUUCUUCUGCCCCACCCUGUAAAGCCAGCGUUCACCGAGAGGCAGGCCACUGCGAGCGGAUUCGUUACCACAACGAUGUUCGUCUUGAAGCUACAGAAGAAAUCUAUCUGACACCAAUUCAGCGUUGCACCGAGGCUGUGGAACACGAGAGAACCUCUGCGCUCGUCCAGGUCAUCGAGCAAAGGCCAACGUCUGACAACGAAGCACCACCACCAUAUGAGCCCCCUUUUCAUGAGCAGAUGAUUCCCUCUGUCAGAGAACAAGAGGAGAUGCUUCAACCGCCUUCAUAUUCCUCAUGUGUGGAAGCGUUGGCAACUCGAGAUCCUGACAGCAGCAGUGAAGAAGUCAUCGGAGAUCUGUGUUAUAGAGAUUGUGGUGCUGGAGAGACUCAUGCGCCUCAUGAGAGCUUGCCAGGAACUCUGAUACACUCUGGUACACUUCGGACGUCUGUGAGCAACUCAGAUGCAAGUGGACUUUCCUAUGAUUCUGUGAAAUACACAUUGGUUGUGGACGAAUAUGAUCAGUUGGAGCUGGUCAGCUUGAAACAGUGUUACCGUGGCUACAGCAAUGACAGCGAUUCUGCGACGCUCUACGAUAACUGCGUGUCCUCUCCGUACGAGUCGGCUCUAGAGAAAGAGUAUGAGGAGGAUGAGGAUGAAGACAAGGGAAGAAAACUGUGUGGGAUCCGAUGCAAAGCUUCAAGCUGCCCUUCAGAGGACUCCACGCCUGAAGCUGACAUUCCAUUUUCUCGAAAAUUUGUUAAUGUCUUCAUGAACGGCUACUCACGCUCUUCCAGUACAGAAUCAUUUGGUUUAUUUUCUUGCACAAUUAAUGGGCAGGAGAGGGAACAGACUCACAGAGCUGUCUACAGAUUUGUUCCUCGUCAUGAAGAUGAGCUGGAGCUGGAUGUUAAUGACCCUCUGUUGGUGGAGGUAGAGGAUGAGGAUUAUUGGUAUGAAGGCUACAACAUGAGAACAGGAGCACGCGGCAUCUUUCCUGCUUAUUAUGCCACUGAGGUCUUCAAGGAGCCAGAGCAUUUAAAAGUAACAAGUUCUCAAUGGGUGCAGCAGUACAGUCUGAAAUUUCUCGGCUCAGUCCAAGUGUUGUAUCACAAAGGCAAUGAUGUGCUGUGUGCAGCUAUGCAGAAGAUCGCGAUGAAUAGGAGACUGACGGUACACUAUAAUCCACCCUCAUCUUGUGUGCUGGAGAUUAAUGUGAAGGGACUAAAACUCACAGUGCAGGACGAUUAUGUAAGAAGCAGCCAGUAUAGUCACUUUUUUCAUUUGAAAAAUGUAUCAUUUUGUGGCUACCAUCCCAAAAACAGAAAGUAUUUUGGUUUCAUCACAAAACACCCAGCUGAUGAGCGAUUCGCCUGUCAUGUGUUUGUGUCUGAGAACUCCACUAAACCGCUGGCAGAGUCUGUGAGGAAGGCGUUCCACUUAUACUACAAAGAGUUUGUGGAGGUCACGUGUCCGACAGAAGAUAUCUACCUGGAAUAAAUAGCAUCACCUCCUCACUGCAAUGAGCUGUACAGCAAUGUAUAUAAUAACUACACUACAGGAAUAUAUGAGAAAUAAUAUCAGAAAAUAAUCAAAGACUAAUAUAUCUGACAAACAAUAAGGACCAAAUGUGAGGAAGAGAGCUGUGUGUAAAUGCUGAUUAUAUGCACAAAUGAAUUUAUGGAUUUAAGGAAGUCAUCCUCUGAUCAAGGCACAAGAACUUCAGGAGAACUAAAAAAAGAAAUAUGAUACGAUAUAAAAGACUGACAUUAUUUCCCAGAAUGUUGAGGAUUUUAGAGGUUUUUGAAUGUUUUGCGAGAGUGCUUUUUACUGCUUUUGCUUGUGUGUUGUGGUUCUGUAUUUGCUUCAAGCUUAACAUAUAGAUAAGAAACAGAAUUUUCUUCUAUUUUUAAUAGCACAAAAUACACUGUGUAAAACACAUGUACAUUCUGAACUACAAAAUACUACAAAAACUCAUUAAUGUUAACCAGUUGAGAUAGUCUAACCAAAACCAUCUUGUGAUGUCUACAGUACUUUACAGGUUUACCAGCAUAAAUAAUUUCUACCUGUAAUGUAAAACUGAUUAAUGUCCACUUUUUCUGCUCUAGUUGGUCACCAAAUAAAAAAAUUAAAUAUAUAUAUAUAUAUAUAUAUAAUACAGUGCCAUUCACUUGUUUGAAUCCACAUCUGGGAUUUGGAAAUAAACAAAAAGUGUUUUAGAUUUUGAAAAAUGUAAAACAAAUAAAUAUUGUGACAUGAUUAAGAAGUAUUUAAAAUUCUGCACUAUUUCUAGGUCACUAAUGCAGUAGUGCAUGCUGUCAUUAAAAGAAUAUUCCGGGUUUAAUACAAGUUAAGCUUAAUUGACAGCAUCAUUUGUGGCAUAAUGUUAAUUAACACAAAAACGAGGGGGCCUGAGUAGCUCACCACCCCUGGAGUCAUGAGUUCGAAUCCAGGGUGUGCUGCGUGACUCCAGCCAGGUCUCCUAAGCAACCAAAUUGGCCCGGUUGCUAGGGAGGAAGAGUCACAUGGGAUAACCUCCUCGUGGUCGCGAUUGGGGGUUCUCGCUCUCAAUGGGGCACGUGGUAAGUUGUGCGUGGAUCGCGGAGAGUAGUAUGAGCCUCCACAUGCUGUGAGUCUCCAUGGUUUCAUGCCAAAGAGUCAUGUGAUAAGAUGCGCGGAUUGACGGUCUCAGAAGUGGAGGCAACUGAGACUUGUCCUCCACCACCCGGAUUGAGGUGAGUAACUGCACCACAACAAGGACCUACUAAGUAGUGGGAAUUGGGCAUUCCAAAUUGGGAGAAAAGGGGCCAAAAAACAAACAAACAAUGUAAACCACUUUUAAACAACUUUACAGCUCAAAUAAAUACACGUUUUAACAGAUACAUUAAAGCAAGUGCUUUUAUACAAUUAUAUGCUUCACAUUUUUGCCUUUAAAAAAUUUGCCCCAUUGAAUUUCAUUGUAAGUGCUUCACUGUAACACAGAUUUUUGCCUUUUUAUUUUUUUUUUGGUAAUCAACAUUAUGCCACCAGUGCUGUCGAUUGAGCUUAACUUGUACUGAACCUGGAAUAUUCCUUUAAGGCUCUUCACUAUUUAGGUCACUAAUGAAAUAAGAAAAUUUGUGACAUGUGAUAAUGCUCAAUAUAAGCGUUUUCACAGGUGGAUUCAGAUUUUGAAUGGCGGAUAUACUGCAUAAUUCAGGAAAUAUAUAAUUCAAAUACAAGUCUCGAAUAUCACCACAUGCUAACAGGUGUAAAGCAAUUUUCAUUUGUUUAUCUUGUUAUUCUGUCUGCAUUGUCAAGAAUCAAAUAGUAAAAAGAUUGAGUCAUUUACAGUUGCUCCUUACAUCCCUCUCCCAUUCAUAAUUACAAUGGUAAUUGUUACCAAAUCCAAAAGACACCACAGUGCCAUGAAGUUCCCUUUGAAACUUUUUUUUGAAGUUCCCUUUGAGUGACUCGAAGUAAUAAAUGGACUCCAGUAGAGCUGCCUCUUCACUGUUGAGCUGUGUGAGGUCACCAGAGCUUCUUCUCCUGAGCUAAUUCUUGUAAACGUUUUGAGCUUAAAUUAUGUACAAAUAAUGUGUGCUCAUUAAAGGCUUGUUCAAUGGCAUUUUUGAAUGUUGGACGUUAAUUAAAUUAAAUAUAGAUAUUCCCCCACCUCAACCCAAAAUCCAUUGCUAACACCUUUGACUUAAAACUUGACAUGCAAUUUGAACAUUAAGACAUGCAUUUUGUCAAUCCAUGCACACCCUACACAGAUUGUCGUAAAUCAUCCUUCACUGUCAAUUAACGUGAGUGGUAUUUGUUCUGUUUGGAGUAUGGAAAGCGUGGCUUCGCAUUGUGGUGUGGCUGGUCAUUAUUAGUUUUUGGUUCAUCAGUCCUGAUUCUUUCAGCCGGAAAAAGUCAAAUGGCUUUUCUCUGAUUGUCAGAUGUUGUUUAUUGUGUCCGAUUAGCGAGCGCGUUUCCACGUCAUUCUUACACCGAUUACUUAAUAAACUGACAGCAUGUGCAUGGUCAUGCAAACACAUAAAACGGCUUUCUUUAUCGGUGUAUGGUCAUAAACGGCGAAAUAAUAAACCCAUCGACACGGGUAGAUCUUUGCCCAUUACCCCAUUUUCGCAUUGCAUGUAAACACCUUUACCAUUCUUACUGGCUUAUCCAAUGUGCGCACGCGUUGACAACAAACGCAAUAACGCGAUUAUAUUAAAUCUCAUGUAAAUGCUGUCUUCUUUGUCAGAUUUUUUAAAUAGGCUAUUUUUCGUGAGUUAUUGGCAUAGUG
Messenger RNA from Myxocyprinus asiaticus (Chinese sucker), 5428 nucleotides. RefSeq names its product C-Jun-amino-terminal kinase-interacting protein 1-like. Gene Ontology annotation, cellular component: cytoplasm. Gene Ontology annotation, biological process: regulation of JNK cascade. The transcript is spliced from 13 exons. The coding region runs from base 721 to 2652 and encodes 643 amino acids. Gene Ontology annotation, molecular function: protein binding. The record is from RefSeq and is a predicted model, not a curated record. NCBI's taxonomy places the organism in Eukaryota, Metazoa, Chordata, Actinopteri, Cypriniformes, Catostomidae.